GGCGGAAGUGCGUGCCUGGGGCAGCCUUGGUUACCGCGUUUUCCGCCCUUCGUACGUCAUCGUUGUGAGCCCGCUAUCAGCGGCCAGCGCGGGCGCGGCCGGAGACCGUGGGGACCGCGGUUGCCGCCCCCUCAGGAGCCACCAUGUUGGUGAUACCCCCCGGACUGAGCGAGGAAGAGGAGGCUCUGCAGAAGAAAUUCAACAAACUCAAGAAAAAGAAAAAGGCAUUGCUGGCUCUGAAGAAGCAAAGUAGCAGCAGUACAACCAGCCAAGGCGGUGUCAAACGCUCACUAUCAGAGCAGCCUGUCGUGGACACAGCCACAGCAACAGAGCAGGCAAAGCAGCUGGUGAAGUCAGGAGCCAUCAGUGCCAUCAAGGCUGAGACCAAGAACUCAGGCUUCAAGCGUUCUCGGACCCUUGAGGGGAAGUUAAAGGACCCCGAGAAGGGACCAGUCCCCACUUUCCAGCCGUUCCAGAGGAGCAUAUCUGCUGAUGAUGACCUGCAAGAGUCAUCUAGACGUCCCCAGAGGAAAUCUCUGUAUGAGAGCUUUGUGUCUUCUAGUGAUCGACUUCGAGAACUAGGGCCAGAUGGAGAAGAGGCAGAGGGCCCAGGGGCUGGUGAUGGUCCCCCUCGAAGCUUUGACUGGGGCUAUGAAGAACGCAGUGGUGCCCACUCCUCAGCCUCCCCUCCCCGGAGCCACAGCCGGGACCGCAGCCAUGAGAGGAACCGGGACAGAGACCGAGAUCGGGAGCGGGAUCGGGAGCGGGAUCGAGACCGGGAUCGAGAGAGAGACCGAGAGCGGGACAGGGAUCGGGAUCGGGAUCGGGAUCGAGAUCGGGACCGGGAACGGGACAGGGAUCGGGAGCGGGAGCGGGAUCGAGACCGAGACCGAGACCGAGAGGGUCCUUUCCGCAGGUCGGACUCCUUCCCUGAACGGCGAGCCCCUAGGAAAGGGAAUACUCUCUAUGUAUACGGAGAAGACAUGACGCCUACCCUUCUCCGUGGGGCCUUCUCUCCUUUUGGAAACAUCAUUGACCUCUCCAUGGACCCACCCAGAAACUGUGCCUUCGUCACCUAUGAAAAGAUGGAGUCAGCAGAUCAGGCCGUUGCUGAGCUCAACGGGACCCAGGUGGAGUCUGUACAGCUCAAAGUCAACAUAGCCCGGAAACAGCCCAUGCUGGAUGCCGCUACUGGCAAGUCUGUCUGGGGCUCCCUCGCUGUCCAGAACAGCCCUAAGGGUUGCCACCGGGACAAGAGGACCCAGAUUGUCUACAGUGAUGACGUCUACAAGGAAAACCUUGUGGAUGGCUUCUAGGGAACAGAGCUGGAUUCCUUGUGCCUCAUAUGCCCCAAUGCUGGUCUCAGUAAAACACUGAGGUGGAAGCUUA
This is a messenger RNA of Rhinopithecus roxellana (golden snub-nosed monkey), 1389 nucleotides long. RefSeq names its product negative elongation factor complex member E (gene NELFE). Gene Ontology annotation, molecular function: RNA binding. The transcript has 11 exons. The coding region runs from base 144 to 1316 and encodes 390 amino acids. NCBI's taxonomy places the organism in Eukaryota, Metazoa, Chordata, Mammalia, Primates, Cercopithecidae. Gene Ontology annotation, cellular component: NELF complex. Gene Ontology annotation, biological process: negative regulation of transcription elongation by RNA polymerase II. The record is from RefSeq and is a predicted model, not a curated record.